GUUGGUACAGUAUUACAUGACGGACCAACUCCGACAGUUUUGGUGAUUAACUCAACAGCAACUCCUCAUAACUAUGACUAUCGCAACUUUCAAUUUCUCUUCUUCUUUUUCUCGUCGUCAAGAAGACCUGGUCCUUUUUGAAGACACGAUUACCGCGACAGGUCUUAAGACACCCGCAAAGACUUGAGGAUCGAACUAAAACCCCAAGCUUCCCCCACUGGUGCCCCUCGUUUUCUCCACUAUGGUCAAGAUUCAGAGCAUCGAGUACUUUCGAGUGCUGCCACGAUGGCUGUUCGUAAAAGUGACGGAUGAAGAUGGCCUGUAUGGCUGGGGCGAGAGUACUCUCGAAGGACAUACGGAAGCUAUCGAGGGGACCCUUUCAGCACUAUCCAAGAGAUUCCAAGGAUAUGAAGCGGACGACAUCGAACAUAUUUGGCAGACAGCUUGGCGUCUAGGUUUCUAUCGCGGCGGCCCGGUCUUCAUGUCCGCCAUCUCGGGCAUUGACAUCGCACUCUGGGAUUUGAAGGGACGAAGAUUGGGUGUACCAAUUCACCAGUUGCUGGGAGGAAAAGUCCGAAACAAAAUCUCUGUCUAUGCUUGGAUUGGCGGUGACCGCCCCGCGGACGUGGAAGCGGCUGGUAAAGCCAGACUGGAGCAGGGCUUCAAGGCUGUCAAGAUGAAUGCUACUGAAGACGUCAAUUGGCUGGACUCCCCAAGCGUGCUCGAAUCCAGUGUCGAGCGUCUGAAGAGAGUCAAGUCAAUCGGUCUUGAUGCCGCCCUAGAUUUCCACGGCCGUCUGCACAAGCCCAUGGCCAAGCAACUUGCAAAGGCCCUCGAACCCCACCAUCCGCUAUUCCUGGAAGAGCCUCUUUUGUCUGAACACCCAGAAGGCAUAAAACACCUCUCGAAUCUUGUCAGCUGUCCAAUUGCUCUGGGCGAGCGUCUUUACAACCGCUGGGAUGUGAAGCGGUUCCUCGAGGAUGGGAGCGUUGAUGUCCUGCAACCCGAUAUCAGCCAUUGUGGUGGCAUCUCCGAGCUGCGCCGCAUCGCUGCGAUGGCAGAGACAUACGAUGUCGCCAUUGCACCGCACUGUCCUCUCGGCCCUAUCGCCCUUGCGGCCUGCAUGCAAGUCGACCUUUCCACGCCCAACUUUGUCAUCCAGGAGAUGAGCUUAGGUAUUCACUACAACACCGAUACGGAAUACGAUGUCACGAGUUAUCUUAAAGACCCCAAGGUGUUCGACGUGAAGGACGGUUACGUCGAGGCGCUGACCGCCCCCGGACUUGGAAUCGAAGUGGACGAGGAGAUGGUGCGGCGAGUAGCCAAGGACGCACAGCCCUGGCAACCUAAGGAGUUCUAUGGUGCCGAUGGCGGUAUCCGCGAAUGGUGAUCAUUCUCACGAGUACGAUGAAGACUCAAAAGGCUAUUGGGGCCAGGUGGGCUAAAUCCACAUCAACGUAGUAAUGAUGGUAUGAGAACGAGGCAUAAAGCAGUUCUGGAACAGAAGUAUCAAACAUCGUCUUAGCAGAGGAGCAGUAAACCCUCAUAGUCCCCCAACUGUGGGACAUGUCCUAUCGAUAGAUAUGGAGUUAAUGUGCAUAUAUCAUCCAUUCACAUCGA
Molecule: messenger RNA, 1620 nt
Organism: Paecilomyces variotii
Lineage: Eukaryota; Fungi; Ascomycota; Eurotiomycetes; Eurotiales; Thermoascaceae
Product: mandelate racemase/muconate lactonizing enzyme family protein
Exons: 2
Coding region: 242-1390 (382 amino acids)
Biological process (GO): amino acid catabolic process; D-galactonate catabolic process
Molecular function (GO): galactonate dehydratase activity
Source: RefSeq, a predicted model, not a curated record